Molossus molossus (Pallas's mastiff bat) is the source of this 1158-nucleotide messenger RNA. It is a transcript of the gene CLDN11, whose product is annotated as claudin 11. Lineage: Eukaryota; Metazoa; Chordata; Mammalia; Chiroptera; Molossidae. Gene Ontology annotation, cellular component: plasma membrane; bicellular tight junction. Bases 208 to 831 code for a protein of 207 amino acids. The record is from RefSeq and is a predicted model, not a curated record. The transcript has 3 exons. Gene Ontology annotation, molecular function: structural molecule activity. Gene Ontology annotation, biological process: bicellular tight junction assembly; cell adhesion.
CUCCGGUCCCAGCCGUGCGCUCGUCGAGCCGUCGGAGCUGGGCUCGCCUCUCUUGGCCUGACAGCGCCUCGAGCAUCCCGCAACGGCCGUCCUCGGCCCGCGGCUCGCGCGAGCGCGGGAGAGCGAGGACCAGGGUAGGCGCCGUCCAGCCCGGGGCACGGGCACAGCUAGUGAGGGGCGAGGCGCGGGGACGCCGGGACGGCUACAAUGGUGGCCACGUGCCUGCAGGUAGUGGGCUUCGUCACGAGCUUCGUGGGUUGGAUCGGCAUCAUUGUCACCACGUCCACUAAUGACUGGGUGGUGACUUGCGGGUACACCAUCCCUACGUGCCGCAAGCUGGAUGAACUGGGCUCCAAGGGGCUGUGGGCUGACUGCGUCAUGGCCACGGGGCUGUACCACUGCAAGCCCCUGGUGGACAUCCUCAUCCUGCCGGGCUAUGUGCAGGCCUGCCGAGCCCUGAUGAUUGCAUCCUCAGUCCUGGGCCUGCCAGCCAUUCUGCUGCUGCUGACGGUGCUCCCCUGUAUCCGCAUGGGCCAUGAGCCUGGUGUGGCCAAGUACAGGCGGGCCCAGCUGGCUGGUGUAUUGCUCAUUCUGCUGGCUCUCUGCGCCAUUGUCGCCACCAUCUGGUUCCCUGUGUGCGCCCACCAAGAGACCACCAUCGUGAGCUUUGGCUACUCUCUGUACGCCGGCUGGAUCGGUGCCGUGCUCUGCCUUGUGGGUGGCUCUGUCAUCCUCUGCUGCUCAGGAGAUGCCCAGGCGUUUGGUGAAAACCGUUUCUACUACUCUUCGGGCUCUAGCUCCCCUACUCAUGCCAAGAGUGCCCAUGUAUGAGAGCUGCCGGUCUGCCCACGGAGGUGCUGUAGGUGCCGAGCCAUGGCCCCAGGUUUGCUCACCACAGUUGGGGGAAGCCCACUCCUCUGUCAGGCUCCACAGCCAAAGGUCUGGAAAAGCAUCCUGUCUGGUAUUUCAUAGUCUUAACACCCCCUCCCAUUUUGUUGCCUUAAAGUAAGUCUUCAACUCAGAUAAUGCCCACACAUUUUUCUCUCUGGUCCACGGGCCGAUGCUCCAACCACUGAACCAAACUGGCCAGGCCCCUACACAUUUUUCCCAUGGUUUUGCCCACUAUUAGCUCUUGGGCAUUACUUUGUUGUCCAUAAA